AUGCCUUUUAUUUUUGAUAAUAAGCCUUUAUAUUUAAAAUCAGAAUCUCCGAAAACGUUACCCUAUAAUGACAAAAUAAUUAUUCAUAAACAUAUUAAAAUUUUGAAACCUAAAACUAUUAUUGUUGAAGAAAAAACAGAAGAUGAAGACCAUCCCAAAGACGACAUAGACAUGAAAGAACAAUUUAAAUUAAACGAGACAUUAAACAUUUUGGACCAAAAUAAUCAAGAUGUUUUUAAAAAUUCUCAAGGCCAUGAUUCCAAGAAUAAUGACAAUGAUAUGAAUCAAAAUUAUUUCAUGUUAGACAAUUUGAACCAAAAUACAGAUGAAAAUUUGGAAAAUAUUCCAGAAAGUAUGAGUAGUAAGAAAACGGUCGAAUCUGGCCUUAAUUGUUGCGGGUCAGAAAUAAUAGAAAAAGCAAUAGCAAUAAAUUUAGAAGAUUUCCUUCCAAAAGCGAAAACGCCUGAAAGGAAAAACAAAAAUCAAAUAAAAAAAACGUCUUUCGUUAUCUCUUCUAGCGCUUACAAAAAAGAAAUGAAAGAAAAGAAGAAAAAGAAAGAAGCACUAGAACAUCAAAAAGAAGAAAACAGACAAAAGAGAUUAAAGCAGAAAUUGGAGGAACAAGGUAAGCCUAAACAAACAAUAAAAAGUAAAGUAGAUGAAAAACAGCCUAAACAAGGAAAAAAAAGUAAAACUGCCGACACUGAUUGUAUAGAUGCCCCUGCUGAAGCAAGUAACAUCACAAAAAAACAUCCUAAUUCAGAAAAAUUUUGUAAAACCGAAACUACCGAUGAAGUAAAAAAUUAUGUCAUAAAAAGAACUGGAUUAUGUUUUUCAUGUGUGACAAAUAUAACUUUAAAUAAAAUUGGAAUAAAAUGCCAAGACUGUAACAGAGUAUAUCACCUGGUCUGCUAAAAGAAAAGUGGAAUAUUCAAGGAUUUUUAUAGAUGUGGUGUUUGUACCGUCAAACUAAGUUUGCGUUCGUAAUAUGUUUUUAUCAAUUGGAAAUACUCUUUGUAAUGUUUUAUAAUGAGUAAAUUUAAAAAAGCG
Messenger RNA from Psylliodes chrysocephalus, 1050 nucleotides. The record is from the annotation of a GenBank genome assembly. Lineage: Eukaryota; Metazoa; Arthropoda; Insecta; Coleoptera; Chrysomelidae.